Penicillium samsonianum is the source of this 675-nucleotide messenger RNA. Its product is annotated as Pectin lyase fold/virulence factor. The record is from RefSeq and is a predicted model, not a curated record. Bases 1 to 675 code for a protein of 224 amino acids. NCBI's taxonomy places the organism in Eukaryota, Fungi, Ascomycota, Eurotiomycetes, Eurotiales, Aspergillaceae. The transcript is spliced from 3 exons.
AUGAAGCUCGCACAGUAUCUCGCGCUUCUUCCACUUUGCCUGGCAAGCAGUGGCUAUUAUUUUGAUGGCUCUGCUACCAGCAACGGAGAUGGCACUCAAUCAAGUCCAUAUAAUACCUUGACUUCGAUCCCGAAUCUCUCACUUUCUCCCGGCGGUCUUGCCGCUCCUGGAUUGAGAGACCGCAAGGCAUAUCAGCUCUUGACCGGUUAUGCCACCUUGGAUUCUGCAACCGCUGUACCAGGUGACGCAGCCGUGGAUUUUUUCAAUUACCCCACAAGUGCGCACCUGAAUCGGGGAUUCUACUCUGGUACGGGAACAAAGACUCCGACAGGCAUCAGUCGCUUCGAUGACUCGAGUAUAUCCGGCUGGAUCGUCACGGGAACCGCCUCCAUUGUGGCAGACCCAUCCGGGGGGCUAGGUAAAUCGCUUUCGCUCGCUUCUGGUGUUUCAAUUACCAAACUAUUUCUCUCGCUGUUCCGUUUCGCCUUAAUACAAAGGGAAUGGCAAAUUCUGGAAAUUGCUUUCUCGGAUAGUGCUUCGAGCGCUACUGUAGACGGGGAAUCCGUUGGUUUGGUCUCUGUGACGCAAAUUGCUACAGUUAAUACUGCAUUCGUUAAGAUCAAUGGUGGUGCGGCUGGUUUGAUUGUGGAUGAUAUAUUUGUUACGGCUGUCUGA